Messenger RNA from Haliotis rufescens (red abalone), 2933 nucleotides. RefSeq names its product heme-binding protein 2-like. Lineage: Eukaryota; Metazoa; Mollusca; Gastropoda; Lepetellida; Haliotidae. The record is from RefSeq and is a predicted model, not a curated record. The transcript has 5 exons. Bases 517 to 1104 code for a protein of 195 amino acids.
UAUGACAGACGAUAUGUCCUCUGCUUAUGAUAUAUUGGUGGUUAUUCAUCAGUGAAAUAUGAUAUAUUGGAAAUAUUCAUCAGCGGAGGUUCAUACAGGCGAACAAAUAUAUGUAUAUGCGUGACUAGUCGUGUAUCGGAAUGUUGGGAUAUGGUAAACUUCAUGUAUAAACAUCUGUUGUAUGCCUGUUUAUUACAUACCGAGAAGUCUUUGCGCUGCCAUACUGUUUAACAAGUGACGGAAACUACUGGAAUCUUGUUCAUUGGAGUGAAAUCAAAUCGGAUGCAUACACGACAAGUUUAAAAUUGUAUAACGAAUAUUUCAUCACUGUGAAUACAUUCGUGUCACGUGACCCAUGUAGGUCAGUUUUAUAAGCCAUAUAAAUGUGUCGAGCUGGAUCUCUGGCAACAGAUCUGAUUAGCCUUCGAGCUGGGAACAUCAUAGACAAAUAGUUGAUACCUGUUUGUAUUAUUUAGUGUGAUAGCGUUAUUACCAGAUCUAACUGACUUCAGAAACAUGAGUGGUAUAUUCACUGCAUUUAAGUCGGCCUUCACAUCAAAAGGGUUAAAAACUCCAAAGUACAGUGUUAACGAGGCAGCCAAACAUGAGGGGUUCGAGGAGCGUCACUACGAGGCCUGCAAGUGGGUGAGCACCAAGGUCAUGGCCAUGACAUACAAAGAUGGCGUAAGUGCAGGUUUCUGGAGACUCUUCAAGUACAUCAGCGGAGAGAAUGAAGCAAAACAGAAGGUGGAGAUGACGGCGCCAGUGGCCACCCAGGUAGUGCCGGGGGCGGGUCCCAACUGUGAGAGCACCUUCACCGUCUCCUUCUACAUCCCCCUUGAACACCAGGCUGACCCCCCAAAACCCACAAACCCAGAUGUCUUCAUCAGCGACUGGCCGGAGAUUAACCUGGCGGUCAAAUCUUUCAGUGGUUUUGCUAAAGAGAGUGACUGGAUAAGCAAAGGGAGAGAACUGGCUGAAGACGUUGAGAAGACCGAUUUGAAGAACAAGUUUGUGAAAGAAUAUUACUUCACAGCUGGUUACGAUAGCCCAUUCAAACUGUUUGGACGCCAUAAUGAGGUGUGGUUCAAGCUGGAUGACUGAACAUCGGCCUGAUGGAGGCGAACUGUCCUCAUACUGCCACUACUAUUAGCAUUAGUUAGAGUGGGGGGACUCUAACAGCAUGAGAGGGAGAGAUUGAGGUGUGUAAAGCAUUCAGGUGGGAGGGAGGGAGACAUAUUGGUGUGUGUGUGUGUGUGUGUGUGUGUGUGUGUGUGUGUGUGUGUGUGUGUGUGAGAAACAUAUAUGAGUGAGAGUGCUUGAGGCAUGAAAGAAACAUUUAUUUGGAUAUGCUAGCGAGUAGAGUCAUUGAGUGAGUGAGUGAGUGAGUGUGUGAGUUCAACUUUUGUGGCAUACUAAAUCCAUAUAGUGUCCAAGAGAGACAUUGAGAAGUGAGAGAGACGUCUCUUUAGUGAGAUAUUCAUGACACUGCCUCAGCUCCAUGGUCUAUCUAUAUCAUGUGGUCGAAGACACCUGGCACAUCAUGUCAAACCUACCAUACCAUGUUCCCUUGGUAACUUGGGAAGUGUGCAACCAUCUUUUUAUGAAAUACUGGCUCCACCGCUGCUGAUAAUCAAAGAGGAAGUUGUACCUUUCACCUGCUGAUAACGUUAGUCUGUUUAGCGUCCCCAGAAGAACUGACUGUCUCAGAAUGAGGACUUUGUACAAAGAUAUGCCUACACCAGUGUGUGAAAUAAAAAAAGUACCAGACUGCCAUCAGGACCCACAGACUUGAGAAGCUGUUCAGGCCCUCAUUUAAAAAAACUGCAGCUUAUUGCGACAAAUACAUAAUCAACACAUAAUUUUGUCUGCAGGCCAUAAGGACCCAUACAAACUAUGGGCUCGACAUGAGAUCUACCUGCUAUGGGAAUACAGGCAGGGGCAUAUAUCACUGCCUCACACCUCUGGCUGUAGUAGGGUUGAACAGACUCGUGAAAUGUUCCAAUAUGGUAACCCUCAGAGAUAAUACCAAAGAGAAACUAGGCCUCAUCUGUUGAUACUGCUGAGCAUAUGUAUGUUAUAUAUACUACUCAAAAGAAGUAUAAGAACACCCAAUUUUUUUAUAUGACUAUAGUUAAUCUGUCAUGGCUGGUUGGUCUUGCAACACACAGCCUUCCAAUUGUGGGUGUUCCUUAACUUGUUUUGAGUAGUAUAUUUGUAUAUACUGAAGCGCUCAGUUCCAAAUUUAAAAUAAGAGAUUGCUGGUAUCGACGCUGCAGCGAGACUUCCUCAAGUUUAGAAAUACAAUAAGUUUAUCUCCUUAUUAUCAAAUGUUUCUGCUAUUCCUGAUGGAAUGUGUGUUUAUUAGCAUUAUCUGAUACUUGUGUAGAUCUGUAUUAUCUAUUGGUUGUGUUAUACUCAUAAAGAUGGAGGACACCUCAUUCCACGUGCAAGUUUGCUUACUUUAAGAUGCAGUUGUAUUUAUUUUUUGUGUAACUGGUUUUCUUGUGGGUUCUCCUUUUUUGAGAAAAUGGAUGAAAAGUGAAGGAUGAUAAAAUGAUGAGUGAGUGAGUGAGUGAGUGAGAGAGUUGGAGUUUAACCCUAUCAGGCUGGGGGACACCAAGAAUGGGCUUCACACAUUGCAUGUGUUGAAUCGAACCUGGGCAUUAAGCGUGACAAGCAAACACUGUAACUAGUAGGCCACUAUGGCCUAUGUUGUAAGAAUGACAUGUACAUGACAGUAUGCUGUUGAAAGUGUUUCUUUGAAUAUGUGAUGUGAGACUAGGCACUGUUAUAAUCAAAGACCAUGUGAAAGUAUUCCUUCUAUCAGUAUUUUUUUGUUUUUCUGCACAUUGACCUAAAACAAUUGAGAAGUGGAAAUGUUGAAAUGAUAUACUAAUAUCAGAUUUAAUAAAAUAUAUUUGUUCAGUAUG